AUGGGGUCGAAUUUCGAUCCUGACGCCAUUCGGGUAUUCCUCCGUGACUACCGCAACGGAGGAUCCGAUGACGCCGAAAGCCGGUAUUUUGGCUAUGAUACACCACGUUGGGCAAAACCAGUGAUCGGAGACGCUCUGUUGGACGAUAAGUCGUACUACUCGGAUCUGGACGGCGGUGCCGACGGCCAGUCGGAAUACACAACGGCGUCGACCGUUACAUCGCGACCGUACACCAUGCGAUCCAACGUGUCAUCCUCCCUCUUCAGCACCCGCAGUCGGCGUGGGAACGACAGGCAAAGCUCGGUGGGGCAGAGCUCGGCCCCGUCGGUGGGCUUCGCGCGGCAGACGUUCGAGCAGCAAUUCGCGGCCGGCGGCGGCCCCGCCACGGCCUGGUCCUCGCUAUGGUGCGAGUUCUCGGGGCUGAUGAAUUGUCCCGACACGUUCCGGCUCGACGACGAGCGGGGCUGGAUCAAUCACCAUGUCAAUCACAUGGGCGAUACGUUCCCGCAGCAGCUGUGGUGCUGGUUCUGCGACCAUGUGCCCUUUGUCGCCGCCCACCCGCGCGAUGGCUUCGCCAACUUUGAGCAGCGCAUGCAGCACAUCCGCGAGCACAUUCUAAGCGACCACCGCCUGACGAGCGAUAACAUGCGGCCCGACUUUUACGUUGUUGAGCACCUGCAUCGCCACGGCCAGCUUGACGACGCCAUGUACAACAUUGCCAUGGUGUUUGACGAGACGCCCGACGCGUACCGCCUUCAACCGGACUUUGCGGGACCACUCGGCCCGCGAACUGCCCCGCCGCCGCGCGAGACGGGGCACUGGCAGUACCAUGAUCUGGAUAAGGAAAGGCGCAAGAACAGAGACCGGGACAGGGAAAGAAACGGACAGCAUGGAAAUCACGCCAGGAAGGCGAACAGACGGAGAUGA
This is a messenger RNA of Canariomyces notabilis, 927 nucleotides long. RefSeq lists its product as uncharacterized. The record is from RefSeq and is a predicted model, not a curated record. Bases 1 to 927 code for a protein of 308 amino acids. The transcript has 2 exons. Lineage: Eukaryota; Fungi; Ascomycota; Sordariomycetes; Sordariales; Chaetomiaceae.